This is a messenger RNA of Anguilla anguilla (European eel), 7245 nucleotides long. RefSeq names its product adhesion G protein-coupled receptor L2-like. Gene Ontology annotation, biological process: brain development; cell surface receptor signaling pathway; adenylate cyclase-activating G protein-coupled receptor signaling pathway. Bases 1493 to 5929 code for a protein of 1478 amino acids. Gene Ontology annotation, cellular component: neuron projection; membrane. NCBI's taxonomy places the organism in Eukaryota, Metazoa, Chordata, Actinopteri, Anguilliformes, Anguillidae. The transcript has 24 exons. The record is from RefSeq and is a predicted model, not a curated record. Gene Ontology annotation, molecular function: carbohydrate binding; G protein-coupled receptor activity.
UUCAAAGAAAAAUGAAUCAUCUGGCUAUUACAGGAGACUAACUCGAUUUUUGUCCUCUCUUCUACUCCCCUUUUAACAUGACAAUCUCAUAAUUGUGGAUUUCAUCGGUGGCCCCAAACGUUCUCCCAUGCACGCGCCUUCUUUCACAGGCUGGAUCGGGAAAGACAGAUGUAAACCGUGCGAAAAUAGCCUUUAAAAAGUCAUUAUUCCAUCAUGUAGGCUAGUGUUUUAAUGGCGUUUCAGAAAACAUGAAAAUAAACAACGAGAAAUGUUCAGCCCUGAAAUUGGAAAACGGAAUAAGGGUGUGACUGCCUGCGAUUUAUGUCGCCUUGCAGCUCCAGGUUCAGUCACUCCGGAUUCUGAAGAGGAACGAGCGCGCGUGCCCGGAAUGUGUGAUGAUAAAUAUGACCGUUUCUGCUGGCAGUGAGUGAUGAUGAAUGAUGUAUGUGCGAUGGGGUAACCUACGCCACGGAUCCUCCGCGGCGGCUCGCUCUUUCCUCUCGCUGUUUUUAUUAAGUGCAGCUGGAGAGAAAGGGGUUCUCGAUUCCCCCUCUUUUCUUGGAACUCAGUCAUUGGACGGUCUAUCUGGGCUGAGGGACAGAGCGACUGGAUUCUAAAACCCGGAACGGCUCAGGUUCAGCAGGACGGGAUUGGCUCUUUUAUGAAAGCAAGAACAAAAACAACAACCAAAGAAACAAAGAAAAACUUUUUACAUAAUCUUGUUUUAGGCGACAGGAGCUACGAGGAAGCGGGAAUAACGAAUUGCCGUACACGAUUACAUGUUUAUGUUACAACUCGUUUAGUUGAGUGUGGAAGGGCAAAUCCAGCGUGCCGCCAGGUGUGAUCCGCACCGGGUUUUACAGGCAGCCCCAUUCAGAGCCAGCGCUCGCGGACGGCAGGUUGUAGUCCCCCCACUGCGCUGGCGCUGCUGAACUGGAGCCGGUGCCUCCGCUCCGAGCCGCGUGCACGACGCUGUGAAUGAGAAUCUCCUCCGCGGGCGAAAGUGAAAAGUCACGCAGGAGGCCGCGCUGCCGUUUCCAGGCGAGUCCAGAGUCGGGAUCUGCGUUGGAAACGUGUUUUAAUUCCGUAACCGGUUCCCUCUGCUUCCUUCGGCUACUUCUGGUAGAGGAGAGUGAAGAGAAGGAGCAAACGACGAAUAACAACAGAGACCCUUUAUCCCUUCCGGCCGAGUGGCGCCCUGCCAUGGGGCAAGUUGGUCGGUCUGCGGGAAUGCGCGGCGUCAGAGAAGGCGCCGCUACCUGAGGGGCUCGGUUCGACCCGGGAAACGGAGCAUGUCUCCCAGCCGCAGCGCCUGCCUUUGUGCUGUUGACUGCCGUGGAUCCGAGUGGCGAAGGUGGUCUUGCCGCAGUUCUGUCCGUUUUCCGCUUCUCUUCGCUGCCUGACUGAACCCCAAGAUAAACAACGAAAAAAAUUCACCGCGCAGGUUUACAAAACGGUGAGGAGGCCAGAGUGCAGGCAUGAGGGUGUGUGGAUGACGUGCCAUCGGGAGGGCGGAGCUGGUGCUCAGAGAGCUGUGCUUAGCGGGUUUGGAGAGCCCGUGGGCCCGGGGCUGAUGGCGGCACGCUGGGCGGGGGGGGCAGCGGGGGGGCAUCCCGGCCUUACCCUGCUGAUUCUCAUGGUGGCACAGCUGGGCAUCUCCACAGGGUUCAGCCGAGCGCCCCUGCCCUUCGGGUUGGUCAGGAGAGAGCUGUCCUGUGAGGGCUAUCCAAUCGACCUGCGCUGUCCAGGAAGUGAUGUCAUCAUGGUGGAGACUGCCAACUACGGCCGCACAGAUGACAAGAUCUGCGACGCCGACCCCUUUCAGAUGGAGAACGUCAACUGCUACCUCCCUGAUGCCUACAAGAUCAUGUCCCAGAGGUGUAAUAACCGGACCCAGUGUGUGGUGAUAACCGGAUCCGACGUCUUUCCCGACCCCUGCCCUGGAACAUAUAAGUACCUGGAGGUUCAGUACGAGUGCGUUCCAUACAAAGUGGAACAGAAAGUUUUCCUCUGCCCUGGGACCCUGAGGGGUGUGCUGGAGCCCUCUUUCCAGUUUGAGGCGGAGCAGCAGGCGGGGGCAUGGUGCCGGGACCCCCUGCAGGCCGGGGAGAAGGUGUACCUGAUGCCGUGGACGCCGUACCGCACGGACACGCUGCUGGAGUACGCCUCGCUGGAGGAGUACCGGCGCGGCCGGCAGACGGCGGCCUACAAGCUGCCGCACCGCGUGGACGGGACGGGCUUUGUGGUCUACGACGGCGCCGCCUUCUUCAACAAGGAGCGCACGCGCAACAUCGUCAAGUUCGACCUGCGCACGCGCGUCAAGAGCGGCGAGGCCAUCAUCCCCGCCGCCAACUACCAUGACACCUCGCCCUACCGCUGGGGCGGCAAGUCCGACAUCGACCUGGCGGCGGACGAGAACGGCCUGUGGGUGAUCUACGCCACCGAGCAGAACAACGGGCGUGUGGUCCUGGGCCUGCUCAACCCCUACACGCUCCGCUUCGAGGCCACCUGGGACACGCCCUACGACAAGCGCUCCGCCUCCGACGCCUUCAUGGCCUGCGGCGUGCUCUACGUCGUCCGCUCCACCUACGAGGAGAACGAGAGCCCGGGGGGGCGGAGCCUGAUCGACUACGCCUUCAACACCAAGCUGGGCCUGGGGGAGGCGCUGGACAUCCCCUUCCCAAACCAGUACCAGUACAUCACCGCUGUGGAUUACAACCCCCGGGACAACCAGCUGUACGUCUGGAACAACUUUUACAUACUGAAGUACAACCUGGAGUUUGGCCCUCCUGACCCUGCACACGUGCCCACUGCUUCAGAGACUCCGGUAACGUCUGAACUUCCCGAAACCACACCCCCUGUAACCACGACAACUUCAAUGCCCGCCUACCGAGUCCCCUUCAGAACCACGCCCACUUCCGGGCCGAAGGAGGCGAGCCAGGGCCCAAAGCCCCCGCCCCUGGAGCUGGACCCCAUGGCCCCACCCCCGCCCAGGUCCCACCCGCUCCCCGAACGCGUAUGUGAGGCGGUGCAGAGGCGGGGCAUCGCCUGGCCCCAAACACAGAGGGGCGUGUCUGUGGAGAGGCCCUGCCCCAAGGGCACCCGAGGUACAGCCUCCUUCCAGUGUACGAGGGUCACAGGUACGUGGAGCCAGAAGGGUCCUGACCUCAGCAACUGCACAUCUCACUGGGUCAGCCAGGUGGACCAGAAGAUCCGGAGCGGGGAGAACGCAGCGAGUCUGGCCAAUGAGCUGGCCAAACACACCAAGGGCCCCAUAUUUGCAGGGGACGUGAGCUCCUCCGUGCGCCUCAUGGAGCAGCUGGUGGACGUCCUGGAUGCUCAGCUGCAGGACCUGCGGCCCAGCGAGAAGGACUCGGCUGGGCGGAGCUUCAACAAGCUUCAAAAGCGAGAGAGGACAUGCAGAGCAUACAUGAAGGCGAUGGUGGACACUGUGGACAACCUGCUGCGGCCCGAAGCGCUGAGGUCGUGGGCGGACAUGAACGCCACGGAGCAGACGCACGCCGCCACCAUGCUGCUGGACACGCUGGAGGAGGGCGCCUUCGUCCUGGCCGACAACCUGCUGGAGCCCGCCGUGGUCAAAGUGCCGGCCGAGAACGUCAUCCUGGAUGUCUAUGUCCUGAGCACUGACGGACAAGUUCAGGACUUGAGGUUUCCUCAGACCAGCAAGCCUGGCGUCUCCAUCCAGCUGUCCUCCAACACGGUGAAGCUCAACAGCAGAAGUGGAGUGGCCAAGCUGGUGUUUGUGCUGUACAAGCGGCUGGGACAGUUCCUCAGCACGGAGAACGCCUCCAUCCGAUUGGAGCAGGAGGACGGGGGCCAGAACCGCACCGUGGCAGUGAACUCGCACAUCAUCGCCGCCUCCAUCAACAAGGAGUCCAGCCGCGUGUUCAUCUCCGAGCCUGUGGUCUUCACCCUGGAGCACCUGGACACGGAGAAUUACUUCAACUCUAACUGCUCCUUCUGGAACUACUCUGAGCGGAGCAUGACGGGGUACUGGUCGACCCAGGGCUGCAAACUUCUACAAGCCAACAAGACGCACACCACCUGUUCCUGCAGCCACCUGACAAAUUUUGCCAUUCUGAUGGCCCAUCGAGAAGUCAUAGGCAGGGCAGGGAUGCACGAGCUCUUCCUGGGCAUCCUGACGCGUGUGGGCGUCGCGGUGUCGCUGGUGUGCCUGGCCAUCAGCAUCUUCACCUUCUGCUUCUUCCACGGCCUGCAGUGCGACCGCAACACCAUCCACAAGAACCUGUGCGCCAGCCUCUUCAUCGCUGAGCUCAUCUUCCUCAUUGGCAUCGACAUGACCCAGCCCAGGCUGGGCUGCGCCAUCAUCGCCGGUCUCCUGCACUUCCUCUUCCUCUCCGCCUUCUCCUGGCUGUGCCUGGAGUCCGUGCAGCUCUACCUGUCGCUGGUCGAGGUUUUCGAGAGCCAAGGUUCCCGCAGGAAGUACUACUACGUCUCCGGCUACCUGAUCCCUGCCAUAGUGGUGGGCGUUUCUGCCGCGAUCGACCGCCACAGCUACGGCACCGAGACGGCGUGCUGGCUGCGGGUGGAUAAUCAUUUCAUCUGGAGUUUUAUCGGCCCUGUCACUCUCAUCAUCACGCUGAACGUGGUCUUCCUGGUGCUGAGCCUGGUGAAGCUGCUGAAGAGCUCCUCCUCCCUCAAGCCCGACUCCAGCCGCAUGGAGAACAUCAGGUCCUGGGUGUUGGGAGCCUUCGCGUUGCUUUGCUUGCUGGGCCUGACCUGGUCGUUCGGCCUCUUCUUCAUCAACGAGUCGUCCGUCGUGAUGGCAUACCUCUUCAUCGUCUUCAACACCCUGCAGGGGGUCUUCAUCUUCACCUUCCACUGCCUGCUGCAGAAGAAGGUGCGUAAGGAGUACAGUAAGUGCCUGCGUCAGGCUCACUGUUGUCGAGGGGGGGCCGGUGAGAACUCCCACAGCUCCACAAAGACCUCCACCUCCAGAGUCAACACCCGCUACUCCUCUGCUACACAGAGCCGGAUUAGAAGGAUGUGGAAUGACACGGUCAGGAAGCAGUCGGAAUCCUCCUUUAUCUCAGGAGACAUCAACAGCACCUCCACCCUCAACCAAGGAAUGUCGGGAAAUUACCUGCUCACUAACCCCCUCCUCCGAGCGCACGGCACUAACCCCUAUAACACCUUACUGGCUGAGACCACCGCCCCCCUCUUUAACUCAGGGAUGUACAAAGAGACGAGACAUUCCCUCAGCAAUGCCCACGCCAGCAGUUUGAUGGACACCCUCCCUCUCAAUGGUAACUUCAGCAGCAGCUACUCCCUGGGCAAGGGCGGCCUGGUGGAGGGCGCCCCCUGUGGGCUCCCCUUGGACGACGCCGCCUUUGAGAAGAUGAUCAUCUCCGAGCUUGUGCAGAACAACCUCCGCACCAGCAGGGGGAGCCAGAGCGGCGAGCGCGGUGUGGGCGUGACAGUCGCCGGGAGCGACGCCCCAUCGCUGGUGCUCGGCGACCCCCCGGGGGCGGGGCUCGAGGCGCCACUGCUGCCCCAGAGGACUCACUCGCUCCUGUACCCCCCCCGCGGCCCCCCCGCCGCCCCCGCGUCCGAGGGGCGGGGCGCGUACCUGGCUUCACCCCCACACCGUUCCGAUCAAGAGGCUCCGCCCACAAACAGAGACUCCCUGUACACCAGCCUCCCGAACCUGACGGACACACCCGAGGCGGACGGGGGGUGGGGGGGGGGGGAGGACGGCGAGGGGCGGAGGGAGGAGGGCGGCGAGGGGCGGGGCCAGCACAGCCUGCCUGAGGACGUUUACUACACGGGCACCCCCGAACUGGGCCACGCCCCGCCCAUCCAGCCCUAUUACCUCAUCAAAGAGGACCCCGCCCCCGAGGAGGAGGCUGCCAGUGACGGACAGAUGCAGCUGGUCACUAGCUUAUGAGCCCCGCCCCCAACUCAGUUCAGCCCCUCCCCCACCAAACCAAACUCCGCCUUCCUGGAACACCUACGCUGGGUUUUUCAGACCCCUAGUAGUUUUUGGAAUCACAGCAUUUUUUAUAUUUUUCGUUUCGUUUUUGUCGUUGAUGUUGUGAGAUUUGAGAUUGGCCAGGGAUCCCGUUCGGUUCGGUUCAGUUUGGGCUUGUACCCCUCACAGCGGCGUCAAUGGAUGUCGGACCCGUUUUGUUCCCACCUUCUCCAGAAGCGAGCAUGCCAGACGGGCCUGUCGCAGCAACCAGGACGGUUUGAGUGGGACGGUGAGGUUUGAGUGGGACGGUGAGGUUUGAGUGGGACGGUGAGGUUUGAGUGGGAUGGUGAGGUUUGAGUGGGACGGUGAGGUUUGCGUGGGGCGGUGAGGUUUGAGUGGGACGGUGAGGUUUGAGUGGGACGGUGAGGUUUGAGGGGGACUGUGAGGUUUGAGUGGGACGGUGAGGUUUGAGUGGGACGGUGAGAUUUGAGUGGGACGGUGAGGUUUGAGUGGGACGGUGAGAUUUGAGUGGGACGGUAAGGUGAGGUUUGAGUGGGACGGUGAGGUUUGCGUGGGACGGUGAGGUUUGAGGGGGACUGUGAGGUUAGGAACGCCUGACCCCCGGACGGUUUGAGGGGGACUGCAUUACACCUUUCUGAAGGGACGCAGCCCAAGGUCUGAUUUAUCUCUCCUUUAUGUAAAUUCUAAUUGAAUGUCAUUUAUAAAUGAGACAUUUUAAUUAUACGUUUUAAAGUUUCUGAGAAUGGACUGAUCGUGUAAAGGUUGCACAUGUUAUAAAAAUGUUUUUUUUUUUCCUUUUAAAUUCCACUCAUUGUAAAAAAAAAAAAAAAAAUUACUUUUUUUUUUCAUUUUAAUGCUGUACUGAAGGGCAGGUCUGGUGCGCUAUAAUAUGGCUUCCUUCACCGAAACGCCACGCCCCUCGGCACUGAGGCUGUGGACCCUCCCAUUUCAGGCUGUAACGCCAUGUCUUUGCACAAAUUUGAUGUGAGUUAAAUAAUUUAUUUUACUGUAAGAUACUUGACAGGAAGUGUUCAAAUAACUGACAGGAAGUGAAGUAACCUCCACUCUUUUUUUCUCUUAAAGGGAUAGGGGUGUGCAGCUCUCGUUUCUGUACAGAUCUCUAUGUGUGUUCCAGCACUCCAGUCUUUCUCUUGCUUCUUUUGCCUAUUUUGUUAUUUUGUGAAAGGAAAGAGGAACUCAUGACUAGGAAUCUGUGUAAAGUCUUACACUUGUUUAACGGUAAAUAAACGUGAGGUCCUUUUUUUCCAGAA